CAUUACCUUCCAUGUCAGCCUAGCUGAUGUGCAAAGAAACACAUCAUGGGCGGUGAUAAAUGAGUCGGUUGGUCGCGCCAGGACUUUCAAUCCCGUCCCUUGGUGCAUCCCUUGGCGGCCCUGGGCGGUCAGGUCAACCACGACCCUUUCCACCAGAUCCACCGCGGCUUUGUGUGUCCGAACCUGUCCGGACUGUGAAGGCUAGGGAAGAUGCUUCUCAAGAUGAUCUGGAUCACCUCCAAGGAUUCAGAGCGCAAAGAGAUCAGAGAAGGUCUGAGAUAGAAAGGAUCAGCACCCGGCAGGGCCGCUAUUCCAUGCCUUCUCAGGCAGACUCCAAGGCCUCACUUGAUGGGCUCUCGUUGAGUGGAGAAAGCGACGACCAGUUUGAGGUGGUGCGCAACCCUCCCAAGUCUCAUCGAGCGAGGUUGGCUCACGAUAGCCAACGAACUGAUGGGUUGGGUGUCGCCUUGUCCACUUUUGGUCCGCCUUCUGAGUGGUGGCAUGACUCCGUUAUUGUUGGACGUCUCAGUGCUCUUGCAAUGCGCUAUUUUGCUACAAAAGCCGUCCAAAAGCCCUGGAGAUGUUGGCUCUUCUAUGUUCAUAAUGCUCGCAAGAAGGCUGAGCUUUGCCUUCGAAGCCAGAUGAUAUUGGCAUUGAGGAGAUGGCACAGGGCGUCGGUUCGUGAUGGACGGCGACUGAGAAACAAGUUGCCCCUCAUCCGUGCCUUGCGAAAGGUCUUUGCCGGCAAUGUGGCACCAGCUUGGACUCGCUAUCGGCAGGCGGUCUUUAUGCAGCGGGAUGUGGACCGACGAUUGAAGCUGCUGCACAUUGUCCGGUGGAAGAUGAUGAACACCAUGGCACAGGUUCACUAUUGCCACGCCCUGCUGCGCGUGGGGAUGGCAAGUCUCUGGUUGGCAACGAAGACCAAAGACGUUGCUUGCCUCCCGACCCCUGCAAGUUCGCCAGAGGCUACUUCAAGUUUCGCCGCGAAGAGCCAUGUUCAGCAGGU
Messenger RNA from Durusdinium trenchii, 1009 nucleotides. NCBI's taxonomy places the organism in Eukaryota, Dinophyceae, Suessiales, Symbiodiniaceae. The record is from the annotation of a GenBank genome assembly.